AUGCUGCCUCGUAAGCUUAUUGAUGAAGCCAAGGAAUUCGUUAGUACUCUCAAACGUCAUCCGGAACUUCUCCAUUCCCCCGAGCUUAAAUUUCUGAGAGAUUAUUUAGAGAGCUUAGGCGCAACUAUCUCAUCACCCGAAAAACCGAAAACGCAUAACCCACCGAAAAAGGAAGCCGAUCAUGAAGAAAAGCCUGAAGUUUUUGAAGAACCAGAGAGUGAAGAGUCGGAAGUUGAAUUGGAUAUGACUGGUGUUAUCGAAGAGGAGUCCUGUGACCCCCAGCCAAUGGGCGAUGACACCGUAGAAGUCACUGAAGAAAUGGAAGCGAAAGCAUCCGAAAAGCGGUCUGAAGCUCAAGCAAAGUUCUCUGAAAAGGAGUACCAGGCUGCCGCUGAUCUUUACACUGAAUCUAUUUUAGCAGACCCUCGUCGUGCUGUUACCUUCGCCAAAAGGGCAGCUUGCUUUUAUGAGUUGAAGAAACCGAAAUCUGCUAUUCGCGAUUGUGAUCAGGCCAUCAAACUUAACCCCGAUUCAGCCGCCGCUUUCAAAUGGCGUGGUUUAGCCAAGAAGUCUCUUGGGCAAUUCGAAGGCGCUUACUAUGACCUUACAAACUCCCUUAAAAUUGAUUACGACGACGCAGUCAAUGAAGCCCUGAAAGCCGUUACACCUAAUUUUAAACGUAUCCACGAGCACAAGUUAAAGUGGGAUCGCAAACGAGAGGAAAGGAAAUUUAUGGAGCUGAAAAAGGCGCGUGCCGCUAGGCAGAGGGCCUAUGAGGAGUCGAAGAAGUCCGAAGAAAAGGGAGGAAUGCCUGCGGGUAUGCAAGACAUCUUUGGUCAACUCUUUUCCGAUCCCGAGAUGAUGGCUGCUAUGCAAGAUCCUGAGCUCCAAGCAGCUUUCAGUAAAGGCAUGUCUGACCCCAGCGCUUUUUCUGCUGCUGCUAGCAACCCUAAAUUUGCUAAUCUCAUGAAGAAGAUGCAAGAAAAGAUGGGAAUUCCUGAGGAAGCCGGUGAUAUUCCACAACCACCACCAUUUAGUGGUGGUGUUCCGUGUCCAAAUCCCCCGGGUGAAGACGAUUUGGAUUAG
Molecule: messenger RNA, 1086 nt
Organism: Rodentolepis nana
Lineage: Eukaryota; Metazoa; Platyhelminthes; Cestoda; Cyclophyllidea; Hymenolepididae
Source: the annotation of a GenBank genome assembly